Messenger RNA from Setaria italica (foxtail millet), 868 nucleotides. RefSeq lists its product as uncharacterized. The transcript has 3 exons. NCBI's taxonomy places the organism in Eukaryota, Viridiplantae, Streptophyta, Magnoliopsida, Poales, Poaceae. Bases 136 to 588 code for a protein of 150 amino acids. The record is from RefSeq and is a predicted model, not a curated record.
AGCACAAAGCCCUGCACCAUCUUCUCUUCUCCCUCCAUAUAUCUGCAGCUCUUGAACGACAAUCCAGGCCACACUUCAGUUCAAGAAGUAGCACUAGCCUCUGCACAAGAUCGACCAGUCCGAGAAGUGAGUGAGAUGGCUCGUCGUCUUCGCCGCCCGUCUCCCGUCCCCGUCACCCGCCUGCUCCUCCUCGCCGGCCUCGCCGCCAUCGCCGUGGCCGUCGCCAUCGCCGUCGCCGCCCCAGCAGCGAAGGAUCCAGAGGAUGGGCAGAUCCGGAUCAGCGUCCAGUACCCUACCGAGGAGGAGUCGCAGUGGCUCGACCGCUGGGCGGAGAAGUACCGCUCCAAGGAGCCUGGCUCCGGCUUCUCGGUCCAGCCGGCCACCGACGAGGAGUCGGCGUACCUGAACCGCAUCUUCUCCGGCAGCAAGAACUCCGGCUACGAGGGCCGCAUCGAAUUCGACGACAACGACCGUCCUAGGCUCGUCGUGGACAAAUUCCACUCCGGAGCUCGCUCGUCGGAGCCCAGCGAUGAUCUGAAGAACAAGGAGGGGGAGUCUCACGCCGAGCACGACGUCAUGGAGCUCUAGGAACAUCAUCCAGACCUAAUUGUGAGGCCACUGACUGCCUGGUGGAUCGGCGGAAUAAUGGAGGAUUAAUUUUUCAAAAAAAGAAUAAUGGAGGAUUGGCGGAUGAGGAAACCGAGUUCCUGUGUCACGUAGGAGUAACGUGUUAACAUGUUCUGGUAGCUUUGUUGUUGUGGUGUGGCAGCCAGUAGGGUUUGCCUUGAGACCGAGAGAUUAGUGAAGUGAUACGUCUGGUAACUUAUUGGAUGGGUCAUUCUGUUGUGUGGUAAUGUCGACCUUGAGA